Molecule: messenger RNA, 960 nt
Organism: Sorex fumeus (smoky shrew)
Lineage: Eukaryota; Metazoa; Chordata; Mammalia; Eulipotyphla; Soricidae
Product: olfactory receptor 6B1-like
Exons: 1
Coding region: 1-960 (319 amino acids)
Biological process (GO): G protein-coupled receptor signaling pathway
Cellular component (GO): membrane
Molecular function (GO): G protein-coupled receptor activity; olfactory receptor activity
Source: RefSeq, a predicted model, not a curated record
AUGUCAUCUGGGGACAACAGCUCGGAGGUGACUGAGUUCAUCCUGGUGGGCUUCUCUGGCUCACUGGGCCUGCACCUGGGCCUGCUGGUGCUGUUUCUGUUGGCCUAUAUGCUGACCGUCACAGAGAACCUGGUCAUCAUUGUGGUCAUCCGCGCCAGCCCCGCACUGCACAAGCCCAUGUACGUGUUCCUCAGCAACUUGUCCUUCCUGGAGGCCUGGUACGUGUCCGUCACUGUGCCCAAGAUGCUGCUCAGCCUGGCAGCGCCCCAGUUCCGCCGCAUCUCCUUCUCAGGCUGCAUGGCGCAGCUGUACUUCUUCCUCGCACUGGCAUGCACUGAGUGCGCCCUGCUGGGCGUCAUGGCCUAUGACCGCUACGUGGCCAUCUGUAACCCCCUGCGCUACCCGACCAUCAUGAGCCCCAGUCUGUGCGGCCUCCUGGCGGCCGGCUCCUGGCUGUCUGGCUUCUCCAUCUCCCUGGGGAAGGUCUUCUUCAUCUCACGCCUGGGCUACUGCGGCCCGAACGUCAUGAACCACUUCUUCUGCGACGUGUCACCACUGCUGAACCUGGCGUGCUCUGACAUGUCCGUGGCCGAGCUGGUGGACUUCCUGCUAGCGCUGCUUAUUCUUCUGGGACCGCUGCUGCUCACCAUCUUCUCCUACACGGCCAUCAUCAGCACUGUGCUCCGCAUCCCGUCUGCCUCCGGACGCCAGAAGGCCUUCUCCACCUGCGCCUCCCACCUGGCUGUGGUGGUCAUCUUCUACUCGGCCUCCCUCUUCAUCUACGCCCGCCCACGCGCAAUCUACUCCUUCAACUUCAACAAGCUGGUGUCUGUGGUCUACACCGUGCUAACCCCCAUGCUCAACCCAAUCAUCUACUGUCUGCGCAACCGCGAGGUCAAGGAGGCCCUGGACAAGGUGGCCCAGAGAGUGGCCCACGCCCUCGGAGCCUCCUCCUCCUAG